AUCUGAGGCAAUCAUGGCAACCACGAUCCACGAUGUGCUUCCAAGUCAUUUCGCCUGUGUGAUCUUUACUUACAUCUACAGCGUGUUCAUGAUAAUGUACCUGAGUAUGAAGGUGAUGGGAGCAAGAAAGAAAUACGGCGUAAAGUAUCCUGAUAUGUACUCCAAAGAACCAUUGUUUAACUGUUUCCAGAGAGCACAUCAAAACACUAUGGAGGUCUAUCCAAUUUGGCUUGUUUUCCAGCUUAUAGCAGGGCUUGCAUUUCCACUGUCUGCUGCAGUUCUUGGAGCAAUAUGGGUUACUAGCCGCUUUUCAUAUGCCUGGGGAUAUUACACUGGCGACCCUGAGAAGAGGAUGAAAGGAAUGUAUGGCUACAUUGGAUAUUUUGGAUUGAUGCUGCUGUCUAUAGCUACUGCACUACAGCUUCUCCACCUUAUUUAAUAAAACCUACCUUUUCAGGUCAUCUGGGAGUUUGUUCUGUUGAACUUAUCCAUGCAUGUUUUUAAUGGGAAAGAAGCAAAUUAACAGAUGUUAUUUUUCUUGUCUUAUUUUGUUCUAUGGCAUAUAAAUUCUGCACCUGUUCGUGUCGUGGACCGAGAAAUGUCCUCCGAGCCAUUCAUUGAAGCCUGCCCCAUUACAUUGACAGUUCACCAUAAGGCCAGCUUAUAACUCUGUUUAUUACUGACAUACUGCUGCUCCCUGUUGUAGUUUGCAGCCUUAUUGCCUGGAUUGCACCCUCCCUGGGAUGUGAAAGUUUACUAUCGCAUUCCAGCUUGCCAUAUCCUAUUUGACAGAGAUCCCUUAGAAUUCAUCUUACCGGGUAGCUGUUUUAUUAGAAAUGCAGAUAUUUUCUUAUAUGUCCAGAUCCAUGUGCUCACAUGCUGCUUACAAACUGCCUACUGUUGCUUUUUACAAAACCUCAUUUGCACUUUGGCUAAACAUUUGCUGAAGGGCACAUCAUUCUGUAUAAGCAGUUUUAUGAAUAAAUGCUGUCUGCUAUGUUGCAGCCCUAUAUAUGUUGAUCAGAAAACUGCGCUGUUAGUCUUUAGACACUGAGCCAUCAGAACUAUUGCAUUAAUUUAAGCUUGAUUUCUAGUAGGGGCAAAUGCAGGGCAAUGACCAAAAAAAAAAAAAACGCUUUAAGGGUGAAGUUUUUGUGUUUAUUAUAGCCUUUGUGUUUUCUUUAAGCGUGCAGUUAAUUAGCUCUUUAAAGUUUGGGGAAUUCACUUUAAACUCUUGGAAAUAAUUAAGUUAGCUAUUAAAAAAUAGUGACACACAUGUGGUGUUCUUAUAUAACCUUUCCUGUAGAACUAAGCUGAAAGUAAUAUUACAAUUGACCCAUAUUUCUAUACAUGUAUUUUACAAUAUCUGUAAUAACAUUGGUAGGGUUGUUCUAUUUAAUAAUUUUGUUCUGAAAAGGUUCACAAAUUGUUAAAGCUUUGUACUAUAGCAAGGUAGCUUCUUUUUAGUCUGGAAAUACACUAGCAUUUUUCUCAUUCAAAUAAAAAUAAAAGCUAUUAUAGACGGCUA
Xenopus laevis (African clawed frog) is the source of this 1528-nucleotide messenger RNA. Its product is annotated as provisional ortholog of microsomal glutathione S-transferase 3 L homeolog. Gene Ontology annotation, cellular component: mitochondrial outer membrane; endoplasmic reticulum; nuclear envelope. The record is from RefSeq and is marked predicted. Lineage: Eukaryota; Metazoa; Chordata; Amphibia; Anura; Pipidae. Gene Ontology annotation, biological process: cellular oxidant detoxification; leukotriene metabolic process. Gene Ontology annotation, molecular function: leukotriene-C4 synthase activity; glutathione transferase activity; glutathione peroxidase activity.